AUGUCUGCCCGAACUGCCUGCUUCACAACGGACGACGUGUUUCGCGAUGCCGACGCCGAUUUGUGUCUACUCUCCAGCGACAUGGUCAUCUUCCGUACCCACCGCUGCAUCCUCCGCACGGCAUCGCCCUUCUUCCGCGACAUGCUUUCCCUUCCUCAACCUCCGCAUUCGGGUCCGGCGGCUUUGCUUGACAGCUCGCUUAUCUCCAUGUCCGAAGACUCUCCAUCUAUCAGGCUCCUCCUCCAAUUCUGUUACCCGCGGACUUCAUGUCCAGAACCAACUCUCGACAAUACGGCGGACGUCCGUCGCGCGCUUGCCCUGGCGCACAAGUUCGACAUUGACGUCGUGCGAGAAGCGGCGGAACGCGCUCUCACGCGUCUCGCGAAGACCGCGCCGGUAUCCGCAUACGCUCUCGCAUGGGCAUACGAGCUUCCAAAUGCAGCACGGGCGUCAGCUCGAGCGUCGCUGUGCCUACCCGCACCGUAUCUAGGCGCGCCCGAAGCGCCCGAGCUUGAGAACCUACCGAUGGACGCGCUCGUGAGGCUAUCCAGAUACCACGAUGCAGUGGGUGCGGCGCUAAGGGAGCUUGCGGAUAGCAAGAGACCUGUGUUGUGGAUACCGCAUGAGGAGACAUUCUUGGCGGGGCCGGACGGCAUGAUGGCGGCGCCUGCACCGUGUCGACAUGACCUUACCGCUGUAAGCUUCGCCCAUGUCAGUCAAGAUGGACCCGUCGCAACUUGGGUGAAGGCAUGGUGGUGGGAGUUUGUAUGUGCGGCGGUGCAAGACAAGAGUGUAGCUUAUUCAUCAGAAGCGAUUGAGGGUGUCCUCAGGUCAUCUUUGCUCAAGGCUUUGCGGUCGGCUGCGCGAUGUGACUUCUGUGGGACGGCGAAUGUGGAGGAUGUUUUGGGUAGAACAACGGGACGGUUGAAGAAAGAGAUCGAGAGGCGCGUCUUGGAGGUGCCGCAUGAUUUGCCAUUCUGA
Molecule: messenger RNA, 981 nt
Organism: Peniophora sp. CBMAI 1063
Lineage: Eukaryota; Fungi; Basidiomycota; Agaricomycetes; Russulales; Peniophoraceae
Source: the annotation of a GenBank genome assembly